Messenger RNA from Tympanuchus pallidicinctus (lesser prairie-chicken), 5943 nucleotides. RefSeq names its product LYR motif containing 4 (gene LYRM4). The coding region runs from base 51 to 359 and encodes 102 amino acids. Gene Ontology annotation, cellular component: L-cysteine desulfurase complex; mitochondrion. Gene Ontology annotation, biological process: iron-sulfur cluster assembly. The record is from RefSeq and is a predicted model, not a curated record. Lineage: Eukaryota; Metazoa; Chordata; Aves; Galliformes; Phasianidae. The transcript is spliced from 3 exons.
GCGGGCGGGGAAAAGCGCCCGGGAGGGAGGAGCCGCUUUGCGCCGGCAACAUGGCAGCGUCCAGCCGGGCCCAGGUGCUGCGGCUGUACCGCGCUCUGCUACGAGAGAGCCAGCGCUUCAGCGGCUACAACUACAGGACAUACGCCAUCAGAAGGAUAAGAGACGCCUUCAGAGAAAACAAGAGUAUAAAGGACUCUGCAAAAAUAGAAGAACUAGUGAAUAAAGCAAAAGAAAACCUGGAGAUUAUUCAUCGGCAGGGAAGAUCACCUGGCUGCUUGCUGGGAACAGCCAAAAUGCCCACAGAACUUCUUGGCUCCCUGUCCAGAUACCCCAGGAAUCAAACCUCUGCUGCACUGUAGAGCUGCCUAUAGGUGAUGUGCUGUUUGCAGACUGUUCAGUAAAUGCUAAAGACUCCUGAAUCCCUCUUCCUACUUCCAUAGAUUGCAUGUACCUGAGCUCCCUGGGCUGGCCCUCUCUUCCCACCAGGUACCCAAUCACUGGUUCAAGCCAUGACUUAGCAUUUCCAUAACACUGUUAUUUCAGUAGUUAUGUCAACGAAGGAAAUGUUAGCUACAUGAAGUAUUGUUACUUAUGCAUGUUUUUAAAAGCUAUAACCAGGUGCAACAAAUCAAUUUUGCAUCUCUUAAAGUUAAUCCAAAAAAAGCCCCACAUAUCACACCUUUAACGUGUGUGGGUAAUUGAGGGAGGUAAUGUUUCACUGUGUGAUUGUUGUGGAAUUAAUAACUGUGCAUGUAUGAUUUGUUGAGAGAAUGGAGUCUGGUUUGGUUUUAAACUUUUUUUUUUUUUAAAGCCAUAAAAUGAACUUCACAGGUAGCUCUGUUAAGGGGAAAAAAAAACAUACUCCUUUACUUUCAACCUCAGAAGUAAAAAACUAAAACACUGCAUGCUCAGUACAGAUUUAACAUCCUCAACCAUGUUUUGUCUUCUAAUUCCUUGUUUUGUUUUGCUGUCUUUUCUACACAUUUAUAUCUUUUUCAGUCAAAUAUUUUGUGGCUUUUAAUCUCUUUUAAGAGCUGAAUGUAAAAUAACACACUGAUUAUUCUAAUGGUAACAGGUAAAAGAGCUAUUAAGGUAACCAUUUGUCCUUCAGUGAUGGUGUUUCCCAAGUUUUCAGUAAGCACUGGAGAUCUGUGCUGCUUUAUGUUCUGUAGGGGAGUGAUGUUUCUAGUGGAAAUAAUUGUCAGUGCUUCAUUUCUACAAUUGCAUUUAAUUUCCUGGAUCCUCUCUAGGUGUAGGUACCUGCAGUGGAGCAGAAGAUGGGAUGCUUUUGAUGGGAAGGAAGAGCAGAUCCUGUAACUUCCUAUACAUUCGAUGCCAGUUAUACACUCCCAUGCCUGCCUGCAGGCAGUGCUUGCCAAGGGGAUUUCAAGCAUUUUAUGUCACCUAUGUUGCUCAGUCACAUAAAGCUGUGAUUGAAUCCUCACUUUACAAUCUUUUAAGCUCAUCCCCUACUGAGGAAGAUCAAUCAUCAUUCAUAAUAUUACAGUCUGGUAUUUAGGUGUGGGAGUGAUGUCCCUUGAUGUGUCAGCAUUUUGCCAGUGCUCAGCACGGAGGGAGAAUUUUGUCACUUCUCUUUUUAAUCUUGGUCACACUUUCCUUAAGGCUGCAUAAAAAUUCUUCUGUAUCAUUAUGCUCAGUCAUAAAGUGCGUGGUAUAGGUGACGUCUCAGUAGGGGAAGGACAUGCAGGAGCAUUAUGCUUUGUAAUCGCGCUGCAUGUCUUUUCUCAGGGAUAGGGGAGCACCUUUAUUUUAUUGAUAUCUUGGUUUGUUUGGGUUGGUUUUUUGUUUUUUUUUAAACAGUUCCCAAACCCAGAACAAAAAUUGUAACAGCAAUUUGCCACUUCCUUGCUGUGUGUCUUGCAUGGUCACUGGGCACUGCCUGAGGUGGAUGUAAGAGGCUGUAGCAGGCAAAGAAUUCUGGACCAGCAACAUUUCUGGAGGCAGGUUGUGGGUGCUCAGGACUCAGUAAUGUCAGCUCUGGCUGUCAAUAAGGCAGGGCAUAGGGAGCUUGGCUGUGGUACUUUGUCAAAGCACCUUUCCCCCCAGGUCACCAUUUGUCACACAAAAAGCCAUUACAGGAAGAAGAAGUCACAAUGAAAAAUAAAUACAUAGAGGAGAAUGUGAAGAAAAGUGUACGUAAUUCUUACUACACGAGGAAAAUAACAGCCAUGCCUUUGUUUCCUAAAAACUGUUUUUGAAGGGUGCCUUUUUUGCAUUAGGCAAUUCCCUGGAAGAUGUCUGAGUCUAUUUUUGCACUUCUGCACAAUAGUGUUCCUUGUAAGUGCAAAAAGCAUAACUGUUCCAGAGCACAGAAUGAGCUAUUUCAGCACACCUCUUCAGACAGCUGUGUGAUGUGGAAUAAGAAAGUCAGAAAAUGGCGUAAGUUAUAUGGCAUAGUUCUUCCAGUGAUUCCAGAUAUAUGCUUGCCAAUCUUGUGAUAGUUCUUGUGUAAGGGAUUGUUGCAUUUUAUUACUUCUGGUGUAAACUGUCACAUAUGCCAUGUCUGCACAUGGCAGUGUCCCUAAUGAAGCCCAGGCUCUUGCAUCACCUUUUGAGUGGAAGAUGCUUUGAAAAGCAGAGACAGCCAAGUCUUUCUUUAUCAGCCUCUUCUUCACUUUCUGCUGUCAGCUGGCAUCCAAGAAAACCACUGGUAACACUGAACUGUUGGCUAGCAAUCACUGAUGCUGCUAAUAGGUGUGUGAACUAUCUGCUAUUAUUAAACCACAGCUACUGAUGCUGCAGUAUCUGUCUGCACCACCUGUAUCCCCAGGCACACUGAUAGAAGUAGAGUUGAUUGCUCCACACAAACAUUUCUAUCUUUUGCAAUUGGCUGUUGUAUCUGUGCACUUUUUAUUUAUUUAUUUUUUUAGUACUGAAAGAACAUUUGAGUUUUCCUUCACAGAUUACUAGGCCAGUAAUUACUAGGCUUUUAGGUCUCCAUUUUGCCUAGAGAACCUCCUGUAUUCUAUAGUAAAUUGCUUUUUUUUUUAGAUGAUAUGCUUGGAAAGAAGCAGCAGUUUUCAGGUAAAGCUUCUGGCCUGCUUCAUUCUCUUCAUUAUUACAAACAAAAUCUGAAUGUACCAUAGCCCAGCGAGUCCAUACGUGCUGAUGUGAAGUCAGUUUUACCUCCUGUACUACAGUUGUAUUAGCACUUAAUAAUAGCUGGGAAAAUGUCUGUUAAUGGAGAGGCAAAAGGGAGAGAGAGCCACAGUGAGGCUUUCAGCAGCCAAUGCUGAAAUUUUUCUCCAGGCUGAAAAUAUGCUCCCAACUUGAAGGGGGACAAGUUUGGAGAUCGAGUGUGCAGUGGUUAGAAGCUCCACAGUGAAGCCUGUGGUUGUUUCUGAAUGUAAAUUAAUAAAGAUUUCUUCACAAGAAUUAUGGAAUCCCAGAUGGCAGGGCUCUGUGGGUCCGUCUGACCCAACCCCACUUCCAGAGCAGGGUGCCCAGGCCCCUUUCUGGGCGGCUGCUAGAGAUUUCCAAAGAGACUGGCAGCCUGUGCCAAUGCUUCGUCACCACACAGCACAGAAGUACUGCCUGGUGUUCAGACAGGCCCUCCUGUAUUCCAGUUUGUGCUCAUGGCUUUUUACCCUGGCACUGGACACUAAACACCCUGACUAAUGGUCAUCAUGUUGGCAUAGCAGCUGCUCUGGCAAGGAAUUGUAGCUUUUACGAAAAACAGCAUUACAUCAGGGGGGUAAUUACAGCUGCACAAUGUAACCAAAAUACCCUGAGCAAAUGAAACUGCUUGUUUAACAGUACUCUGUCUUUGCUAUGUGACUACUUUAUGGUUUCAUAAAGGAGGACCCAGUUGGUAGGCAGAGAGGCAGCCUAAGGAAGAGACUUAGUCUUGCAGUUACUAGGUGCUGUGGGAUGUGAAACCCUACUAUGGAUGCAAGUAUAUAUGUAGGUGACUUCUCUUUUUUUUUCUAUUACUUCUUUAUUUAAAAAAUAAAAACUUGACAGGUUGUUUUUUGCUUAUUUUUCAAAUACAUAGCUAAAUAGCAGGAUUAAUGGAUAUUUUUAUUGCACUAGAUUUAUUUUUCUGAAAAGAUGUCACUGAAACCCACCAUUUGUGUCUCAUUGGAGACCUUUGUUGUUAAAAAUUUACGCUCGGAUCCAUGGCAUCUCAGUAUUCAAAUCUUUGGGGAUAAAUGGUGUCACUUGAAAGCUGCAGCUACCAUUGAGGGCAGCCCAGCAUCAUUUGAAUUGGAAGAGGAUGAAUCGGAUGUACAGAAGAAAAUUGGAAGAAUCUUCAAAAUCUUGCUUUUGCAAAUAUUUGGAUGUCAUCAUGUUCUUCUAACCUCCUCCUGCAUAUACACUGGAGAAGUGAGGGAGUGGAGGCAGCUAAGUGCAUGUGGUUACCAGGCAGUCCGAACUGCAGAAAUCUGCACUCCUAUCUUAUUCUGCAAGAAGAACAUCUCUAAAUAUUAGGAGUGAAAGAGUGUUCAUGCAAACACAGAGCAAGGCAGGAAAUUCUGGGGAGGAUGCGCAACAAUUUGGGGAAAAUACUUUGAUGCAUUUAAUUCUUGCUGCAACUAAAUGAUCUUUUAGAGCAAUGAUUAAUGUGGAAUCCAAAGGUGCAGUGUGGAACUGUUUAUUUUAUGUUCACAAAGAAGUGAUUGAUUAAAGGUAAAUUAAUUAUAUGCACAUGACAUAAGGUCUAAAAAUAGAAAAUGUGUUACAAGCCAAGCUCUGUCUAUGUUGGUAUUGUGUAUUUUAUUCUAUAAAAAGAAAAAAAAAACAAACCAAUAAGAAAAAGAAAAGUGGUGUUCUGGACCUGUGAAUUUUUUUUGCAAGAAUCAGAAAUCUCUCCUGCAUCUGUUUUUCCAUAACAGAUUAGAAUAGCAGUCACGCUGAUCUCCAGAGGCUUUAAAUUAUGAUUUUUUAUUUUUUAAAGUCUUGACUGAGCUAGUGUUUGAGGCAAUGCAGAAUUCAGAAAUGCAGCCCAUCAGCAGUUCUUCGCAGCUCUAGUUUCUGUAUGCAGAAUAUUAAGGAAGCACGAGUAAAGUUUAACAAUGUACAUUAAGGCAUUAUGCAGCUGCACAUUGUUGCCUCAAUAACAUUACAUCUAUUUUGUAGAAAACUGAACUAUAUCAUCCUAUUAAACAAUGUGGAAUAAAACCUAUCUUAAUAUUCAUAAAUAAAAUCUAAUUAUGGAUGCCAAUGUUCAGAAUUAAAAGAAGGAAGAAGUAGUUCUUCUCGUGUGUCCUUUUUAGUGUGUUUGUCAUAGAGAAAACACAGAGACAGCAUUAGAAGAUGUGAGGUAGAUUCUUCCCUGUCUCUCUCUUUUGUUCUCCAAGGUUUCUCAGGCUCCUGUGUUCUGCUCAGAGGCCUGCAGUAUGCCUGCUUCAUGGAGGAAGCUGUUUUUGGAAAGAGAUGUUAAAAGGAAGUAGUUCACAUCUGCUGCUUUUGGAGACGAGGAAGCCCUGCUAAUAGGAGAAAUGAUGAAGGAAAGAGAAGACUUGAGGGCACAGGGGUUAAGAAUGAAUUAACAAAGUGGAAAAGGAAAAUACUACAACUUUUCUUGUUAAUGCUUAAGAUUUUCAGCUCGUGGUAUUUUUAUGUGGCUUUGAUCACCACUAUAUUUAAGCAAAAAACAGAUGGAAGCCUUUCCCAGUUAGUGUCUACCUAAGAAAUGAUUUCCUUGAUUGUGUGAGUCACUCUUCUGUCUUUGUCCUGAAUCUGUCACCUUUUACCCUGACAGAUUAUUCCCUUGUGUCAACCUGCAGAAGUCACCAAUGCACCUAUUCUGCCCAACUUAUACAAGACUAUUAAAUCAGAGGAGAUACUAUAAAGGAGCACUUCUGUGGUUCUGCUUGAAGAUGGGUGUUGGUGUUGUACAGAAGUGAGACAAUGAAGACACUGCCAGGGUUUUGAUGUGCUUUCCUCUUCUUUUUAUUAAAGCCUUAUGUUGAUUUCAUA